AAACCUCCGGCCUCCUGCGCAAUAGGCCUCUCGUAUCACAGCUUCCUUCCCCAGCUCUGUCUGCUUCGUCCCCCUCCCUCCUCGGCAGCUCGCCGGCCAGGGCCGGCCGCCGGCUGCGGGAUCAACCUCGGCGGCAUCGCCGGGCAUCGUCUUCUGCCUCGACUAGGCAUUCUCCGGCCAGCCAGGUAUCAACUGGCGCGGUUUAGAGCUUGAUACUCCCAAGACCCCAGCGCAUUAAAGAAGGCCUCCGAGGUGUUCGGAGAUCCGAAAUGUCGCUCGAGGUCGAGAACCCUGGGGGCGGUGAGUCGGCCAACCGGCUCAGCCUCAAGCGCCAUGACUCGCUCUUCGGCGAUGCGGAGAAGGUCUCUCAUGGCAAGUACCAUGGCUCCGAGGGGAGCUGGGCCCGGACGCUGCAUCUUGCCUUCCAGAGCGUCGGCAUCAUCUAUGGCGACAUCGGGACGUCGCCGCUCUAUGUCUACUCCAGCACCUUCCCUGACGGCAUCAAGUACAACGACGACCUGCUGGGCGUCUUGUCGCUCAUCAUCUACACCCUCAUCAUCAUUCCCAUGCUCAAAUACGUCUUCAUCGUGCUGUAUGCAAACGACAAUGGAGAUGGUGGCACGUUUGCACUUUACUCGCUGAUAUCACGGUACGCGAAGAUCAGGAUGAUCCCCAACCAGCAAGCAGAGGAUGCCAUGGUGUCCAACUACAGCAUAGAAGCGCCAAACUCACAGCUGAGGAGGGCACAGUGGUUCAAGCAGAAGCUUGAGUCCAGCAUGGUAGCCAAGAUUGUGCUCUUCACCCUCACAAUCCUUGGCACAUCCAUGGUGAUGGGCGAUGGAACCUUGACACCAGCAAUAUCUGUGCUCUCUGCAGUGAGCGGGAUCAGAGAAAAAGCACCAAACUUGACUCAGACGGAAGUUGUCUGGAUCUCUGUGGCAAUUCUGUUCAUGCUCUUCUCAGUCCAGCGUUUCGGUACUGACAAAGUCGGGUACACCUUCGCUCCUGUCAUCUCGGUGUGGUUCCUUCUGAUAGCUGGCAUCGGACUGUACAACCUCGUUGUCCACGACAUCGGUGUUUUGCGGGCCUUCAAUCCAUGGUACAUUGUACAAUACUUCAAAAGGAAUGGGAAGGAUGGAUGGGUUUCACUUGGUGGCGUUAUCUUGUGUGUCACAGGCACUGAAGGUAUGUUUGCCGACCUAGGACACUUCAACAUCAGGGCUGUUCAGAUCAGCUUCAGCGGUAUCUUGUUCCCGUCAGUGACGCUAUGUUACAUCGGGCAGGCCGCAUACCUGAGGAAAUUUCCAGAGAACGUUGGGGACACCUUCUAUAGAUCCAUCCCAGGACCUUUGUUCUGGCCAACCUUCGUCGUCGCAAUUCUUGCUGCUAUUAUUGCAAGCCAAGCUAUGCUCUCUGGUGCAUUUGCUAUCCUUUCCAAGGCACUGUCACUCGGUUGUCUUCCCAGGGUCCAAGUGAUCCACACCUCUAAGAAGUACGAGGGGCAGGUGUACAUUCCUGAGGUGAACUUCAUGAUGGGACUGGCGAGCAUCAUAGUCACAAUUGCCUUCAGAACUACCACCAGCAUCGGCAAUGCUUAUGGGAUCUGUGUCGUGACCACAUUCUCCAUCACCACCCAUCUGGUGACGGUCGUGAUGCUCCUCAUAUGGAAGAAGCACAUCAUCUUCGUUCUUCUGUUCUACGUUGUGUUCACUUGCACAGAACUGAUCUACCUCUCCUCCAUACUGUCCAAGUUCAUCCAGGGUGGGUACCUCCCGUUCUGCUUUGCGCUGGUCCUGAUGACUCUGAUGGCGACAUGGCACUACGUUCAUGUCAAGAGAUACUGGUAUGAGCUUGACCACAUUGUGCCCACAAACCAAAUGACGACUCUGCUCGAGAAGAACGAUGUGCAGCGGAUCCCAGGGGUGGGACUCCUGUACACAGAGCUCGUCCAGGGCAUCCCGCCAGUGUUCCCUCGGCUGAUCAAGAAGAUACCAUCCGUGCACUCCAUCUUUCUGUUCAUGUCGAUCAAGCACCUGCCGAUCUCACAUGUGGUGCCGGCAGAGAGGUUCCUCUUCCGGCAGGUUGGCCCGAGGGAGCACCGGAUGUUCCGGUGCGUGGCAAGGUACGGGUACAGCGACUCGCUGGAGGAGCCCAAGGAGUUUGCAGGGUUCCUCGUGGACAGGCUGAAGAUGUUCAUCCAGGAAGAAAUUGCUUUCGCUCAGAAUGACGCAGAGAAUGAAGACCACACUGAGGUUCCAGAUGCACCGACCAGGCCAAGGCGGUCCACAAACUCUGUGGUGCACAGCGAGGAGGCGAUCGAACCGCGGGUGAGCAGCAACUCUGGGAGGAUCACUGUCCAUGCGAAUCAAACCAUCGAGGAGGAGAAACAACUGAUUGACAGAGAGGUGGAGCGAGGGGUGGUGUACCUGAUGGGAGAGGCCACUGUGUCAGCAGGGCCCAAGUCAUCAAUCUUGAAGAAGGUAGUUGUCAACUACAUCUACACAUUCUUGAGGAAGAACUUGACGGAGGGGCACAAGGCAUUGUCCAUUCCGAAAGAUCAGCUGCUCAAAGUUGGAAUCACAUAUGAAAUAUAGGACUUUUAGGAAAGUAUGAGGAGUGCUUAACCAAGCCUUUCUUGGCGUGUGUGAUUUCAAAGGCAAAGUGCCGCCGUUGGUCUAAUAAAAGGCAUGUACGAGUGGGCUUCUUCUUGUUUUACUUUUGGUAAACAUGUGAGGUGUGAGGUUUCUUUUUGUUCUCUGUACACAUGUUUGCCAGUUGGCUGAUUGAUAAAUGAAUCUUUUUGUUCUCCCA
Setaria italica (foxtail millet) is the source of this 2811-nucleotide messenger RNA. Its product is annotated as potassium transporter 1. NCBI's taxonomy places the organism in Eukaryota, Viridiplantae, Streptophyta, Magnoliopsida, Poales, Poaceae. Gene Ontology annotation, cellular component: membrane. Bases 270 to 2594 code for a protein of 774 amino acids. Gene Ontology annotation, molecular function: potassium ion transmembrane transporter activity. The record is from RefSeq and is a predicted model, not a curated record. Gene Ontology annotation, biological process: potassium ion transmembrane transport. The transcript is spliced from 10 exons.